Molecule: messenger RNA, 1110 nt
Organism: Ambispora gerdemannii
Lineage: Eukaryota; Fungi; Glomeromycota; Glomeromycetes; Archaeosporales; Ambisporaceae
Source: the annotation of a GenBank genome assembly
AUGCCACACAAUAAGGUCACAGUGUAUCUUAAUGAAACACCAGAAGAACUUGAGACAAAACAUUUAGCUAAAAGAGUUUACAUUUAUUUCACAUUGUUGAUUGAUUAUAUUAGUUACGGGAUAAAUUAUUUAAUAUCAUUGAUUCUAAAUAAUUUCUUUGGGCAUCCGAAACCUAGUCUUCUUCACACUCCAACGCCUACAUUUCAUCCUGUGGUAUUAGUAACAGGAACUUCCGCGGGAAUAGGAAGGGAUGUAGCAUUGACUUUGGCAAGAAAAGGUUAUACCGUAUUUGCUGCAGUUCGUAAAGUUGAAGAUUUUGAAUUAUUACUUCAAGAAUUUAGAGAUAUAACGGUAACAAAUGAAAACCAUGGAACACUAAACUGCGUCUUAAUGGACGUCACAAACUGCAAUGAUAGGCAAAGAGCAUACGAUACUAUUCGUCAUGCUAUCGGACGAGAUACACCAUUCGUGGGUUUGCUGAAUGUUGCAGCAGCAAUUAUUUAUUUGCCUGUUGAAGUUGCUUCGGAUUUAGCAAUUCAUGACACUUUUGAGACUAAUUUAUUUGGUAUAAUUCAUUUGACGAAAUUAUUUUUACCGUUAUUAAGAGAAAGUCGUGGAAGAGUUGUAAAUAUUGGGAGUAUGGCCGCUUGGAAUUCUACUUCAUCGAUGGCCAUAUAUUCUGCAUCUAAAGCCGCUUUAAGAGCUCUUACUCAUACUUGGAGGCAGGAAGUUCGUUCAAUGGGAAUUAACAUGAUACUAGUGGAACCAGGCAUGAUCGAUACCCGAUUCACUCAAAAAGUACAUCAGGAUUUCCAGGAAUUUACUGGAUUCUCAAAUUCUCCUUAUUGCGAAAAGCUUCAGAAUGUUAAUCUGAGGACUUUGGAAAUCUACGAAGCACAAUUUAAAAUUUUUGGAAAGUUCUGUGAUGAAGCGAUCGAUUCCGCAGCUCCUCCUGGAAUUGUCACCGAUGCUAUUUUACACGCUUUGACUUCUCGAUUCCCAAAAACUACUUAUUAUGUCGGCAUGGACUCUAAAGUCUUGGCAUCGUUGAACUGGUUAUUAGGAGAACGUAUUUCGGAAGCAAUACAAGCAAGGAUUUUUGGUUUUUAA